GUUGCCUCGAACAUUAAAAAUAGCGUGCGACAAUAGCUCGAACACUAUUUUUAGUGUCCAUCAUUAAAUGUCCAAGCACUCUUAAGUUUCUUUUCAACGUAAAAACGGCUCCUUGCGUGGUCCACGCCGUUGAGACUACAGCGCAACGCAUACCCGUCUACUUAUCUAUACCUAGCACGCCGGGAUCGAUAGUAGACACCUAUCGCAUUCACUCACUACCAGUUUCUCAUCUGAUCGCUAGUGACUGUUUUAGUUACCGCUAGAUUUUUUUAGUUUAGUAAACAAGGGAACAUGUUUUAAGAUAUAUAGUAACAUGGAAACUAGUGUGAAGAGGUACAUUAGGAGUGAUUCGGCCAGUUGCGCACAUAUGGUCGAGGAAAAUACGGCGAACAAUAGAAAAAGUGUCGACCCCCACGAGAAGUUAAAGGCACUGUUGAAUUCACCUGACGAGGACACAGAUGACAGUCUGCCGCCAUCGGACGCGCCCAAGUUCGGCACCGUUAUACACAACAGGAUUUUCGUUGGUGGUUUCUCGUUGACCACCACCGACGAGGACCUGUGGAAGUUCUUCUCUGGCUUCGCAACAGUGACAGCUGCCAGGGUGAUCUACGAUAGAGCUGGUGUGUCCAAGUGUUAUGGUUUCGUGACAUUCGCCAGUCCCAGGGUGGCGAGGUUGAUCGUAAGACAGAGUGGAGGGGUAAUGUUCUCCCCAUUAGGACGCCUGCGUGUGGCACAAGCAGUAAGGAAGCAGAUGAGCCAGCUGCCAGUCCUCAGCUCAGAAGCCACGCCGCUCCAGGCCCCGCUUUGCUACCAGCUGCUGUGCGCACCGCCGCUGGCUCCGCUGCCCGCCUGUGCGCCUUGCGAGAUACCCCCACCACCUUACGCCGUAUAUCCAUUACCUUUCGAGACUACUCCAGCUAUUUACGGUCCACCAACGCAAUACACACUCGUGCCAGCACCAUACACCACGCCGUGCUGUGAGCCAGCCUGCUGUGCUCCCCUCGACAAGCAACCGCGCGUACCUCCGCCACCGCUACAUCCCGCGUUUAUUUACUAAACUGUUAAUCUAAUAUUGUGAUGUAAUACUGAUGAACUGUCUAUACAUAACUGUACUUUACUAUCACUUGUAUUAUUUGCUGUUACUUUGACAGUAAUUACUGUAUUAGUUAUUCCGCUAUCGAGAUUAACAAUAAGAGCUUCUGAAUCAACGGGUACAUUUCUGAUGAGUUGUGUUCGAAUCCGUUCCUUUUGCUCAAGUCUUCCAAUCACGGUCAUGCUCAAUCAUCCUUUAUUUCCAUCACUCCCCAUACCACUUCCUGUUUUAAUAUAUUGUCUGUGACUUGUUAAUGGACAUUAAUUGUAGAAGGUCAUGUGAUGCAAGUGUUCAUGGAUUAGUAAGCUCGUGUCUAUUGGAGAGUGUGUUUUCGAAGAUUUUGUAAAUGAAUGUUUGAUUGCUUUUAUUUGUAUAGACGAUUAAGGUAUAUUAGCUUCAAACAGGUAUUUAUAAGGACGAGAGCCGUGGAUUCGUGUGCUAUCAAUAAUGUUAAAGCACUAAAGUUUUGUAUAGGUGAGACAAAUAGUUAUUUUAAACAAUUGCUUUGGGUAAAUUCAUAGAUUUAAUAUGUAUUACAUCAUAUUAAUAUUGUAUCAUUAUGAGUAAAUCUGUACAAGUCAUGUUUUAAAUUACUUUGGUCAAUUGUAUUUUUUUUUUUGGUCACUGCAGUAAACAAUUUAGAAGCAUGGAUAGAACAGUUUGCUUCACCUAUACAAUUACUAUUGUUAGUAUACAAAUGUGCAUAUGCACAACGAAUUAAGCACAAGAAGAUAAGUUGCUAGAUUUUAGAAGACGUUCAUUACCUCUGAUAAAAGACAGAUUUGUUGAUAUCGCUUGUUAUCCUUUAAAAGGAUUUUUGUUUACCUUUAGUGUAAGAUUGUUUUCGGGUGCCCUAAGAUCUAGAACAGAGAGUAAACCUAUUUUAUAAAGAAUUUUAGUUUAUACACGUUGUUGUUUGUCAUUAAAAAUCUGGGGUCCAACACCUGUUAGAGAAACGUGAUCUAUGAAAUUAUGUUGUUAGAAUGUUGUCGAAUAAUUUCAAUGGAAAGAUUUUGGCAUGAAGGUGAUUACAAAGUUUACUAUUGUGGAGUUGAACAGUUUUAGAAAUAUGCCUUUUCUUAGGUUUUACUUUGCAGAUUUACAGGAGAAUUAUUUAGAAAAAAAAAAACUUACUUGUUAAAAUAAUGUCCAUGUCCUCGAAUAAAAUAAUUCUUUUGUCGCUGUGUGAAUACAACUAAAGUUCGAAUUUGUUCUGUAAUGAAGAUCACUUUACAUUGUUUAAUACCUAUAAGUUUUAACAUUACAAUUAGAUGUUUUAAAACGAUGUAAGACACGUAAUUCGUCAAGAAUGUGAUAUGGGAUAUUCAAUAUUGUAGUGUUAGUAUAAUUUCCUAGUCUUUUAUAGUUUAUAGAUUAUUUUUACCGAAUAUCGAUGUUACCAGCAACAUUGUAGUACCUUAUAGGACCAAUGAUGAUUUCUAAUACCUACUAAAUGGAAUCAAAACAUCUUUGUAGUGUUACGUAAAAUAAAUCUCUUAUACGUAAAUUUAUAAAUGAAUGGUAAAUAAUUUUCAUUGUUGUGUCCUAAUAUCCUUCACUUAUAGGCUCUUCCAAUAGAGUGUUUAGAUGCAAGCUAUACUAGUAUUGGAUUUCUUAUAUUCUGUUUUAAUUCUAUAGUAUAUAUGUAUGUUCAAUAUAUCUUUGAAAUUCUACAUACAAUGUUUUUAAUUCGACGUUCAUUUUCAUUAAGUGUAAGUGUAACAAUAAAAAUUUUAGCUAUAACUUUCCAAGUAAUUGGAAUCUGUAGAAUUAAAACAGGAUUGUCGGAGGCGUUUUUAGUCCUUCAUCUUUGAGUGUCCUUAGAAAUAUGGAGGAUCGCAAGCUUCAGUCCGAAAUGGGAGUAUCAUUAUCGAAUAGCUUGCAUAUGGGUCAGAGCAUUUCUAUAGUCUGUCUUUAGACGUAAGGCUUUGUCUCAAUUACUACUACUACAUCAUAUACGAUUAGUGUUACUGAAAAUGCUGUCAAUUUGUCGUCUUGAAUUUUUACGACUAUUAAUUGUUAGAUAUUAAGUAUAGUACUAAAUGUGACUUGUGAAGCUUCAGUGCUCCAACUUUCAUAAUUUAUUUUGCUCCUAUCUUUAUAAAUUAUAAUUACGUUAUCUAUAAAAUUCAGUGUUACAAUUUAAAGGCUGUUACGAUGAUCUUCGUUAUUCGUGACAGUUACAAUAUUGAUGCUAUUAAAAAUAUCUAUACACAAUAUUGUGUACGAUGUUGCGGAAACAGAAAUGACAAUGUUAAGUAUAUCCAAGCUACUUUAAUUUAAGAUCUAUGUAAGCAUAAAAUCUAUAUCACGUAUCAUGCUGCUUUUGUGAUUUCUGGUAUAAAUAUGUAUUUAGAUGACGAUAAAUGUUGAAGUUUUUAAAUGUUAUCCGAUAAGAGUAAACGAAUAAAGUUCGUUCGGUAGUUUAGACGUGUGAUAUCAUGUGUAGUGAUUGACAAAUUUGAAAUGGAUGUCUAAAGAAGUGGUAGCUUUAUUGAAAAGACCUUUUGUGAUAGGCCGAUGAUUUUAGGGACAUGAAAGGUAUCGAAUACUCUCAGAUAUGUGACUGUUUUAUAUAUACUCAUUUUAUAUUUCUGAGUGGUUGAAAUUGACGAGAGAUAAAAUGAGAAUAUCGGUUUAAACACAUAUUUACAUCCAGGAUUAUGUCAAACAAUAUUAUGUGGCCUAGUGACUUUACUGCCUGACAUAUCGUAUGUAAUGAAUCAGUAUGCUAUAGUUAUUUAUUUUUUGUAAAACUUAUCUUGUAUAUAACUCUCGCUAGAUGGAUUUAGAAUUGUGAAAUCAAACGAUGUAAUUUAGACAAUAUUACUCUAAUUUAGUGUAGGCAUAUUUUUAAGUAUUAAUAUUUAUCUGUAAUUUUAAGUAGUUCAAAAUGGUCUACUCGCAUAUUUGUCUGUUUGUAUGAGUGACGAUGUUGACUAGAUACUUUGUUGUUAUGACGGGAAUUUUUUGAGAAAUGUCUUCAUUUAAUCGUUGGGACAUCUGCAAGAACUGAGCAUUAAAAAUAAUAAUGAAUCAGAGCGAACAGUAGUUUACUAUCAGUGUGCUAUUAAAGCCAAAUUAAGUCGAACAAAAUGUCACGUCUCUAAAUAGGUGUAUCUUUUUUAUUAGAAUUAAGAUUUUCAAUGAUGUCAGUCAGAUAUAUACGUCUAUUUGUGCUAGUUAAAGGGACAAUUCUGAUUGUAUCGAUACAUAACGGUGUAUCAUUAACAAACAGCGACUUGUUAAUUUCAACUAUUAUUUUAUUAUUAGCUUAUUUAACAUACGCUAAGGUGUUUCACUCUUCUAUACCUUCAAAUAUUUCAAACGCAUGUAACAUUCUCAGUGUUUCAGCAAAAAGUGUUACAGUUGCAUCUCCGUCUCCAAUCUAUUGAUACUUAUAUGGUACAGGGAUGAAGACAAUACAGUUACGUUGUUCGGAGAGAAUUUAUUUUGUGUAGAGUUGUUAUCCUGCGAGGAUAAAAUCAAGACGUCCAUGUUAUUUUCUGGCUACAAUACAGAAGAGUGACAAAAUUGAGUAAAUAUUUAUCCAGAUAUUGUAUGGCAUUGUCAAUAUGAUUAUGUACGAAACUAAAAAGCUCAGUUCAUAAUGUAACUUCACAAAAUUCACGAUUAUUGUGUUUCGAAAGUUAGACAUUAAGUGCAGUCCCUGGUAUACUCGUAAGAAGCAUAAUACCUAAGUUAUUGGGAAUCGCAUGGGCAUCACCAUGAGUGUCAUAGUUGUGGUAUUCAUAUUAUAUUGUUCAUGUCUAUACGCAAUUACCUUUCAUCUGUGGACUGCUAAACUAUUUGUCUUUCCAAUAACGUAAAGAAUAGGUCAUACCAGGAAAUAAUUCUGAUAAUAUUAAAAUUUAUCAUCAAAUCUGUUAUUGAAGGAUGUUUAAUUAAGUUAGUUAUAGCACAAUUUUGUAUUUAAUAAAAGGCAAAAAAAAAAAAAUGAACGUAUCUAUUUGAUCUCCAAUACGUCUAAUAUUUUAGACUCAGUACUAGAUAAUGUAGACGACAAACGUAUUUAUCUUUCUUGAGGAAAUUUUGACUUAAACCAAGCUAGAUAUAUUUUGCAAAAUCGUUAUUGAAUGUUUGUAAAUGGCAUCCAUGAUUGUCCAAAGUACAAUGUACUGCAUCUUUUAAAUAUUAUGUUAAAUAUUUUUGUUGAAUUUUGAAUUGUAUUUGUGAACUGUCUACAAAUUGACGUUAUGCAGGUAAACAUAGAAACAUAAUAUUCAGAAAAUUAUAACGAUUGGGAUUUCAGAAUCCAAAAAGAAAUUAGCACUCUGCUGACAAUAUACAUAUCUUAUAAAGCCUAAUUUCGCUUUAAAAAGUCAUGACUCUAUUUUUUUUGUAAUAUAUAUUUUGUAUAACAACUGCUGUUAUAAUCAUUAUUUGAGUCAUUAUUUCUCCAUUGUUAAACAUCUGCUUUAUCUUCUAGUAUAUUAUUAGAAGAUUCCGAUUCACUCCCCAAGAAAAAAGGAACUGAAAUAAAUAAAUUUUCAUUGAUUUUAGGAUAUUAUUUAAUUUCUUGAUUGUAGUAUAAUCUGUGGAUGUUAGUUUAUAAGCAAAACUCUACAUUAUAUUUAUAUGAGAGACACAAGUUAUAAUAAAGUUAAUUAAUUGUUUAGAUAUACGUAUAAAAGCAAGUUUCAGUUUUGUCAUCAAGAAAGAUUCCAAUUGCACUGAUUAAUAAAAUCAAGAGAUUAAUUGCUGACUUUUAUAAUACAAUUAUAAUUGGCAUAUCUACAAAUGAAAAACUCUAUAACUAUUCCUUUUAACUCUUAACAUUAGAUUAAAAAAAAUAAUUAUAAAAGGAAGAGGGCCAAGUAUAGACCCCUGAGGUACACCCUAUAACUUUUCAAUCAAAAAUCAAGACUAUUUGAUCAAGACCCAUGACGUCAACUUGGAAACAGAAUCAAUUUUGAUAAACCUUUACAAGUUUAUAAACCAACAUUUUGUUAUAAUAGUUUUACCCUUUUAGAGAGUCGUACAUUAUGCGAAAUAAUUUAUUACUUAUAAAAGUAUUU
Messenger RNA from Galleria mellonella (greater wax moth), 6132 nucleotides. It is a transcript of the gene Boule, whose product is annotated as protein boule. The transcript is spliced from 4 exons. The coding region runs from base 314 to 1057 and encodes 247 amino acids. Gene Ontology annotation, molecular function: RNA binding. NCBI's taxonomy places the organism in Eukaryota, Metazoa, Arthropoda, Insecta, Lepidoptera, Pyralidae. The record is from RefSeq and is a predicted model, not a curated record.